This is a messenger RNA of Papaver somniferum (opium poppy), 808 nucleotides long. Its product is annotated as probable transcription factor KAN4. Bases 491 to 784 code for a protein of 97 amino acids. The record is from RefSeq and is a predicted model, not a curated record. Gene Ontology annotation, molecular function: DNA binding. The transcript is spliced from 4 exons. Lineage: Eukaryota; Viridiplantae; Streptophyta; Magnoliopsida; Ranunculales; Papaveraceae.
UUGUCUAUGCUUGGCGAUAAAAGUCGCAAGUUUGAUAUCAUUUUAUUGGCCAUCAACGACACGGAUGAAGGAUUUAAACAAAUUCAACACCUUGCCGUGGAAGCAGACCUUCCCAUUAGAUACCUACAGCCAAAAGAAACUUCAUCGUUACCCGAUAUCCAGACCAAGAUCGUUAAAGAUAUUAUGGGAGGAAAUGCUGCUUCUAAAAUUUUAAACCCAUUUGUUUUAGAUCAGUACAAUGUCUAUGGUUUCCUGUGGCGGCGAAGAGGCUGGAAAGAUUGCAUAAGUUGGUAGAAGCAGGGAUCAUUGAUGCUUGGGAUAGAUCCAUCAUAAAAAGGUUAUUAUAUUCACGUUGGGGGGAUGAUGGAACUCUUAGAAAGCUGGUUAUGGAGAUUCACAAACUAGAGGAGGAGGAAGAUGAAAACUAUAUGAAUGGUAAAGGCGAAGACCAUUAUACUUCUGUGAUAAUGAAUAGAAAACCUAAGAUUCCAUGGAUUGGAUGGCAUCCAAACUUCAAGGCCAGUUUGUUGCAGCGGUUUACAAAUUAGGAGGAAUUGAAAAAGCUGAUGCAGAUAAAAUUCUUGAAGUCAUGAAUUUCCCACCUGGACUUACCAGGAAACAUGUUGACAUUCACCUUAAGGAAUACCGGUACAUCCGUGUAAGUCCCAAGGGGGGGAACCCAUCAUCUAAGAUGCCCUUUGAUAUAGAAGCCGAGCCCAUUUGUUCUGUCUCAAAUGGCUACAUUGAUGAUGCCGAUUUAUGGGGAAUGUGUGGCAGCUUUUAAUGCUUAGAGUGGUGAGGAGCAGGA